Molecule: messenger RNA, 1910 nt
Organism: Linum trigynum
Lineage: Eukaryota; Viridiplantae; Streptophyta; Magnoliopsida; Malpighiales; Linaceae
Source: the annotation of a GenBank genome assembly
UGCAAGUACCAAAUUUCCGAAACCAUUUUGGAUAAUUCCCCAACAAAACCAUCAGUGUAAGCGUCGCUUUGCUUCUUCGCGCGCCUCUCCCUGUACACGUUCUCAGGUUAGAGGCACGGCUCCAAACCUUUCAUCCAUGGAGAAGAACGCUGCUAAAAUGGCGAGGACUGACAAAUGGAAGGUACCGGAGCCGGGAAUCGACGACAGGCUGACCUCUCUACCUGACGAAAUCAUCUCCCACAUCCUCUCUUUUCUGCCUACCAAGUACGCUGUGGGUACCGCCGUCCUCAGCCGGCGGUGGAAGGAUCUCUGGACUAGGGUUUCCAAUCUCGAUUUCGAAAACCGCCUGGUUUACAGGGAUCUUAUCAGCUCCCGCGUCGUUAAUUACAUUCGGCUGACGGAGAUGGAAGAUAGGAGGGAUGUGGAAUUCCUCCGCUUCGUCGAUAGGGUUUUCAGCCAGCACAGGAAUCUCGAUUCUGUACGUUGUUUCCGCUUCCAUGUUUCAGUCUCGAGGGUGAUGCAAGAUUACUUGAAUAAGAGGGGAUUGGCAUUUGGGUCUCAGGUUGAGGAAAUUGAUGUUAUGCUUCUUGAGGCCAUUGCAUCUGAACUUUGUCUCCAGCUUCCAGAGAGUUUCUACACUUUGAAGAAUCUUAAAAUUGCGAAGCUCCACGAGGUUAAGGCCACUGUGAACGGGUCAGUUUCUCUUCCUAGUUUGAAAAUCUUAGAGCUUUGGGAUGUCGUAGCUGAGGACCGUGAGUCCUUAAGCAGGCUCAUAACUGGUUGCCCUAUUCUGGAGACUCUUCGUCUGGAGCAUUGCAUCUUACUAGACAUGAACGAGAACGACGUACUCAUUGCUUCCAUACCAUCCCUGAGAAACUUGACGAUAAUUGCUUUUCUUGCUGAUGAUGAUGAUAAGUGCUUGUGUCGCAUUGCUAUGGAAGCGCCAAAGCUUGAGCAUCUUUAUCUUGAGGAUUUCACAGAGUUAGAGUUUCUAUGCAGUAGUAGUCCCUUGCCAUGCCUCGAUUCAGCUCGAGUUGACACUGGUCGCAGAGCAAGCUCGUAUCAAAGCUUGGUUAGGUUGCUCGCCCAAAUCUCCAGUGCAAAGGAGAUGUGCUUAUAUUGGAAUACUCUUGAAUUUCUGUCAGCAGGCGACAAUAUUCAGCUGGCUGUCUUCCCCAAUUUGACGUAUUUGACACUCGAACCUACUGAAAGGUCGAGCAGCUGGAUUCUGCACUCCUUGCUCCACUCAGUCCCCAGAUUACAAUCUCUUGUCAUCAAACCGAGGAUGGCGGAGGGCUCAAUGUUAUGGGAGGAGACAGAACCUACUUGUACACCGCAGUGUGUGCAGUCAAGCCUCGAGGAAAUCGAGGUCAAAGAUUUUGUACCGCUAAAAACUGAUGCGGAAACGGUAGCACAUUUGCUCAUUGUUGGAGCUGUACUAAAGAAGGUAGAUAUCCACGUAGUCAAAGCUGAUACCAAACAAGAGCGCAAGGAACUUCAGGUACUGCUAAGACUCCCAAGAGUAUCAAGCACUUGUAAUGUUCGCAUUUUUCUCUGCGACAGUGAGAUCGACAUUGAUAUCGAUGAUGGUGGUGAGAUCAACGCUGAUAUUCAAGACGAGGUUGACAUGGAUGAUGAAGUCUAAUACGGCUUCCAUUGUUAAUCCAAGCAACGUCUCUGAUGUUUCAUCAGGUUGAAUGAGUGAAACUUAUAGUUGCAGCAGUAGCAGCAUCAUGUGUGCAUGACUUUGUAAACCAUUGCCUAUUAUUUUGUUUUCGGAUUUGUCACUAUUCAUUUCAAUUCUAGUAGCCAUGCUUCUAAUUUUCAUUUUAAAAGAUUUGAUUUCCCAAUUAUAAGGAAUUAGUGAUUGCUGUACCGUCUGAAGAAGGUAAUCAAUUUAUUCUUUGAUC